Pelobates fuscus (common spadefoot toad) is the source of this 748-nucleotide messenger RNA. RefSeq names its product NPC intracellular cholesterol transporter 2 (gene NPC2). Gene Ontology annotation, biological process: cholesterol efflux; intracellular cholesterol transport. The transcript is spliced from 5 exons. The coding region runs from base 91 to 546 and encodes 151 amino acids. Gene Ontology annotation, molecular function: cholesterol binding. The record is from RefSeq and is a predicted model, not a curated record. Lineage: Eukaryota; Metazoa; Chordata; Amphibia; Anura; Pelobatidae.
ACGUCAGUUGCACUAGUUCUCAGACUAUCACAAGACCGAGAGUGAGACGGAACGCAACAUCCACCGAGACAUCCGGGCUGACAGGUGACCAUGGCGUUGGGAAAGCUGGCAUGGCUGCUGGCAGUGUGUCUUCUGCCUACUGUGUUGGCAGAGCCCUUGGUGUUUAAGGACUGUGGAUGCACAGAAGGAACAAUAAUAACCGUGGAUGUGUCUCCAUGCCAAAUGCAACCAUGUCAUUUGGUGAAAGGGCAAACGUAUACUGUCAAUGCGACCUUCACAAGCAAGGAGGACAGUGACAGCUGCACUGCUGUAGUUCAUGGCAUAUUGGGUAUAGUUCCAGUUCCAUUUCCUAUUCCACAACCAGAUGGAUGUAAAAGUGGAAUCUCAUGCCCAAUCAAGAGCGGGCAGACUUACAGCUACGUUACCAAGAUGCCAAUCAGCACCAAAUACCCAUCUUUAGAGGUGGUUGUCCAAUGGCAGCUGAAGGAUUCAAGUGGAAAAGACCUCUUCUGCUGGGCCAUUCCUGUCAAAAUCACUGACAACUGAGGCAAUAUUCCUUAAUCUCGGAUCAGACAAGCACUGAGCUGGUGGAGAAGAGUUCCCUGAUUGACUCCUUCCCGUGAUUCUAUUCUAAUCUUCCUCCUCUAACUGCUGUGCAGUUGUAACUUAAAUUUUAGGGUAAUUCCAGAAAUAAGAUACACCACUGAUUGUCUUUGCUUAUGUUUUUAAUAAAGGCCUUUUCACCCUG